UGACCCUUCAAUGCUGAAAACAAAGACGCCGUAUGCUGAACAUCAUUGUUGGCUGUAAGCACCCCUCUGUAGGAUCAUAAACCUGACAUAAAAGCAUGACCGGUGCUGUAAAGGCUCUCCUCGUAUGCUGUCUACUUCAAGGUAGCUCAUGCCAGCAGUGGGCCUCCUUCAUGCCUAAGAAAGUAGAGGGACUGAGUGGCUCCUGUGUGAUCAUCCCCUGCUCCUUCACCCUGCCCUCGGAUUAUGAUCAACACCUGGAUGAUACCUGUAAGGCCAUUUGGAAACGAGGCAGCUGGAGUCGAACGCAGGUGUUUGAUUCCAGCCUCACCGGAGCCAGCGCAAGCUUAAAUAUCCUCCAAGGAAACCUAACGGGGAACCUGCUUGAGAAGGACUGCACCACCAUCUUCAACAACCUGCCGUCGAACCAUUAUGACAGCUAUUACUUCAGACUGCAGUGUGACAACAAUCUGAAGUUCAACUUUCAGACAAGCGUAAUCAUCGAAGCUAAAGAUUCACCACCCAAACCCACCAUAACCCCACCCAGGCUGGAGGUGGAGGAAGGGACUCCGGUGAGGUUGAACUGCUCGGCUGUCUCAGCUUGUCCCGUUCUUCCUGCAGUUCUGACAUGGACCCCCAGUGCAGGUGACAUUGAAGAGAGCAUGGACACCAAAUCUGUGACCUCUGUGAUGAACUUCACUGCUUCGUACCUCCACAACGGAGAGAAGUUCUCGUGCACUGUUCUCUACAGCCGACAAACUGGCAGCAAAGAUAUUAUGUAUGAAAAAAGUCUGACCCUCGGCGUUCUUUAUCCUCCAAAUAACACAUCUGUCAGUUACCCCGGUCCUGUGAAAGAGGGCAGCUCAGUGACUCUGACCUGCAACACCAACGCAAACCCAGCUGUGGACAGCUACACCUGGUACAGAGUGGAUGGAGAUCAGGUGACAGCAGUGGGCUCUAAGAACAGGCUCUCGACUACAGUCAUGGAAGACGACAGCCAGUUUUACUGCAAGGUCACAAACAAAUACGGAGCCCAGAACUCAUCCGUCAUUCAGAUCGAUGUGCUCUUUUCUCCCAAAGAAACGUCAGUAAUCGUCGACCCUGAUGGUCCAAUAUUGGAGGGCAGCUCUGUUAGUCUGUUCUGUAAGAGCAGAGCCAACCCACCUGUGACCAACUACACCUGGUACAAAGAUGAUGAAGAGGAUGAGGAACCAGGAUCCUCCUUGGUUAUAAACGCCGUCGAGCCCAACCACAGCGGCGGCUACCACUGUGCUGCGAAAAAUGAGCAGGGGGAGGACGUUUCAGCUGCCAUUCAGCUGGACAUUCAGUAUCCUCCUAAGAACACCUCAGUUUCAGUCGAGCCCUCCGGUCCAGUGCAGGACGGCAGCUCUGUAACUCUGACCUGCACAACCAUCGCCAAUCCAGCGGCGGUUAACUUCACCUGGUUCCGAGUGGCGGGCAGAGAAAAUGAGCUGGUGGGCUCUGAGCGAGACUUCAUCUUCAACGUGACCAAACUCUCCGAGGAUCAGUUUUACUGCGAAGCUCUGAAUGUCCACGGAGCUGAACACUCGGAGCCUGCCACUUUCGAUGUUACAUUUGCUCCAGAGAUCCUGCCUUCCUCCCGCUGCGUCAAGAUUUUAUCCCAGGUCCGAUGUUCCUGUGACAGCCAGGCGAACCCCCCUCCCUCCCUGGUUUGGGAGUUAGCCGGAGAGCCUGUCAAUCACUCUGCUGACAUCCCGAUCAGGGAAGUUCCCCUGGGAGACCUGAGCAUGAGGAGCGUCAUCACCUUGUACCGUCUGGAUGAACACAUGCCCUCUCUGGUCUGCGUCGGCCUCAACUCGCUGGGCUCUGAUAGUUUUGUGUUCAACGUGACCUCCAGUGAAACUCAGCUAGGUCUCCACACUGUGUCUCUGUUGAUCGGCUCUGCAGUAGGAGCUCUGGGGAUGCUGCUGGUGUGUGUCCCGCUGCUGCUUUUCUAUUGCAGGAAAAGCAAAGGCAGCCUUUCACCCGACAAGGGAACGGUGGACACUUCGGACAUUUUAGCUAAUGGGAAAAACUCUUCACCAGUGGAUGUGAUCUAUGCCAAUAAAGCCAUCCUAGAACAGGAAGCUGCAGCUAACGAGGACUCUCUCCACUACGCCAGUGUGGCUUUUGCUAAGCUCCAGGCCAACUCAAAGAGCAAGCUCAGCGAGGGUGAGAUCCGAGGCCUGGACUCCAAGAUAGGGGAGUACGCUCAGGUCCGUCUGAAGUCCAAGGAAGGCAGCAGAGGUGAUGCAACAACUGGAGAGACGGCUGCUGAUACUCAUCUGGGUCAAGAGAAAGACCCUGAUGGUCCUAUAAGACAGGUCAGUGAAAAGGUUUUGGCUUAACUUCAGGGGAACUGAAAGCCAAAACAAAGGAUUCUGGGCUUCAAAACAGAUGUCGCACUUCAGUCAGCAGAGCCCAGCUGAGCAGAGCAACCCUGAGUAAAGCCUGGCUUCAAGAUCAGCUUUGAAAUUCUGUCUUUUAUCCUUUCUGUGUCCCUGUACUGAGAUAUAUAUAUAUAUUUUGUUAUAGAGAGGCGAAGUCACACCCUUUCCACCAUGGGACCUUAUUUUAGAAAGAAACAUGUGUGGUAAUGAACAGCACAAAACUAAUUGUGCCAUGAAUCUCAAAAAGACAAAAAAAAUAAAUAACUAAAUAAUUCACGUGACUGUCCAAUGGAUAAAAUGACAAGUUAGAAUUAGAAUUUCAAAAUUAUCGCAUCAUAUGUGUCCCAUGAUGCACAGCGGAAGGGGCGGGGCUUCACCUCUCUGUAACUGUGCUGGGGAUGAACCUUUAACCUCCCCACAGUCAACCAUAACA
Molecule: messenger RNA, 2841 nt
Organism: Acanthopagrus latus (yellowfin seabream)
Lineage: Eukaryota; Metazoa; Chordata; Actinopteri; Spariformes; Sparidae
Product: myelin-associated glycoprotein-like
Exons: 12
Coding region: 96-2366 (756 amino acids)
Source: RefSeq, a predicted model, not a curated record